Messenger RNA from Anisakis simplex (herring worm), 483 nucleotides. NCBI's taxonomy places the organism in Eukaryota, Metazoa, Nematoda, Chromadorea, Rhabditida, Anisakidae. The record is from the annotation of a GenBank genome assembly.
UUGCGAAUAGCCCAUUGCUCUGGAUUGAGAUCGUCUGUUGAUUCCGGGAGUGAACGGUUUCAUCAGUUAGCGAUCGAACCGUCGGGAGGUGUGGCAAUCUACGCCAGCCAAAUGCGACUGAACAUUCUCAUCCUUUUGGUGAUCCUGUGCACAGUGGUUACGUUCUGUGAAGCGGGCACAAACUGCUCCGCAGCGGACGCCACAAAAAACUGCAUCGAUGGCAUGAUUGUACCGAUUUGGCGUCCAUUUUUGGACUUGUCCACGAAGGAUAGGGUGAAGAGAGGCAUUAUCUUCUUCUUCGUUAUCGCCUAUUGUUUCCUGGGUGUUUCGAUCGUAGCUGAUCGUUUUAUGUCCUCGAUUGAAGUGAUCACAAGUCAAGAGCGAACAGUGCACGUUAAGAGACCAGGACUUGAACCAUUGAAAGUGAAAGUUAGAAUAUGGAACGAUACCGUUAGCAAUUUGACUUUGAUGGCGUUGGGUUAG